AUACCCAGGCCAAUGCUCCAGUUGAACUUUAUGGAUGAAAUGCUUUUCUCAACCUCAUCUACUCUGUUACUAUAAACAAGGGAUGGACAAAUUAUGAUCCUCCAGUUGAUGUUGAACUUCAACUCUCGACAGCCUAUGGCAGGGAGAUAGGAGCUUUAGAACGAUAGCCCCAUACUGCCCAACCCUGCUGUAAAGUUUAUAUCUUGUUGUCAGAGGGAUUCUCAGCUCAGUAUAUAUGGUAUACAGAGCAUUGGAGAAUAUGCACUAUUUAUAGCUCACUGCAUCACCAUGUGUUAUAUUUUGUGAAGCAUAACAGGAAGAGGCAGGAUCCAUUUAAUACAUAUCUCACGACAUGGAAACUACAAUAAAAAGGAUAUACGCCUUUACUUAAUAGUAAUUGUGUUUGAUUAGAUGUGUAAGAAGCUUGGGAGAAACAAAUGACAGGUAUUCGGUUACAUCACAGGUCACUUGAUUGCUUACCUGCACUCCCCACACCCUCACUCCUUGGCCUCUCCCAGGUUGAUGUUUCACUGAAGUUGCCUUUCAGGUUCCACAGGGUUAGAAACUCCAGGUGUCAGACUGUGCUUAGUGCACCUCUUGCUACUUUCAUAUUAUCUAGUAAAUAUCCAAGCCCUGCCGUACAGAUACAUAUUUUUUAGCAGAAAUGAGCAAGAUCACAAAGUUAUUCAAGUCCCCUGGUGGGUCAGGAUCUUCUUCUAAGAACAGAAAAGGACCCAGUGCACAGGAGGCCCUAUUUAAACUCAGGGAGACUGAAGAAAUGUUAACCAAAAAACAGGAAUACCUAGAAAAGAAGAUCGAACUGGAGCUGGCCACGGCUAAAAAACAUGGCACCAAGAACAAAAGAGCUGCCUUGCAAGCAUUAAAAAGAAAGAAGAGGCUGGAGAAGCAGCUGGCACAGAUUGAUGGAACUCUUUCAACUAUUGAAUUUCAAAGAGAAGCCCUGGAAAAUUCACACACCAACACAGAAGUGUUAAAAAAUAUGGGAUAUGCAGCAAAGGCUAUGAAAGCAGUACAUGAGAACAUGGAUUUAGAAAAGAUUGAUACCUUAAUGCAGGACAUUCACGAGCAGCAGGAUGUCGCACAAGAAAUCUCUGAUGCCAUUUCUCGGCCAGUUGGGUUUGGUGAUGAGUUUGAUGAGGAUGAGUUGUUGGCAGAAUUAGAAGACCUGGAACAAGAGGAUUUGAACAGUCAAAUGGCCAAUGUUAAACUGCCAAGUGUCCCUUCAACGAAACUUCCAUCAACGAAACUUCCAUCCCGACCAGUAUCUUCACGCAAGAAGGUGGAGGAUGAUGACGACAUGCAGAUGUUGGCAGCUUGGGCCACAUAAGAAUGGGGAUAUUUUGGCUACAAUAAGGAAAUAACCUGCACAGAUCAUUUCUGAAGUUGCCUCUUUACCAGUGAAUUCGAUGCUUCCAAAGAAAUAACCCAGGACUAUAAUAUUUAACCCACACAAAGGCUGCCUUCAUAAUCCCUUGUAGGAUGUAAAUUAUAGAACAGGAGUAUUUUUUUCCUAUGGAAUUCUAGAGUUUUGUAUGUGUAUAUGAGAAUGUGUGUGGAGUUCAGCUUCCUUUGGAACUUGACACGUGUAUUCAUAUAGGCACAAAGAUCAUCUUCAUCCACAGGACUCCCAUAUAAGUCUUGAACCGUGUGCCUUUAUAUGAUAAAUCCUGAGUGACUUGAAGUGUCCUACAAAUGUUAUGAUAGUGGGAUUUAUGUGUGUGGCUUUGCUUGUGCUGUAUAUAAUGAUGUAAGUAUUUUGGUUUAAUAAAAUAGUUUUUAAUGCUUCGCCUUAA
Molecule: messenger RNA, 1814 nt
Organism: Xenopus laevis (African clawed frog)
Lineage: Eukaryota; Metazoa; Chordata; Amphibia; Anura; Pipidae
Gene: chmp4c.S
Product: charged multivesicular body protein 4C S homeolog
Exons: 5
Coding region: 665-1348 (227 amino acids)
Biological process (GO): vesicle budding from membrane; late endosome to vacuole transport via multivesicular body sorting pathway; vacuolar transport
Cellular component (GO): late endosome membrane; cytosol; cytoplasmic side of plasma membrane
Source: RefSeq, a predicted model, not a curated record